GCGGCGGCCGCGGCGGCAGCGCGGAGCUCGUGUAGCCCCAGCGGCAGCAGCAUGGCGGCCGUGGAGAGCCGGGUGUGCGAGACGGCGGGCUGCAGUAGCGAGGCCAAGCUGCAGUGCCCCACCUGCAUCAAGCUGGGCAUCCAGGGCUCCUACUUCUGCUCUCAGGAGUGUUUUAAGGGAAGCUGGGCCACUCACAAGUUACUACACAAGAAAGCAAAAGAUGAAAAAGCGAAACAUGAAGUUUCUUCUUGGACUGUGGAAGGAGAUAUUAACACAGAUCCAUGGGCAGGUUAUCGAUAUACUGGUAAACUUAGACCACAUUAUCCACUGAUGCCAACAAGACCUGUGCCAAGUUAUAUUCAAAGACCUGAUUAUGCUGAUCAUCCUUUAGGAAUGUCUGAAUCUGAACAGGCUCUCAAAGGUACUUCUCAAAUAAAAAUACUUUCCUCUGAAGAUUUAGAAGGCAUGCGGUUAGUGUGUAGGCUUGCAAGGGAAGUGUUGGAUGUUGCCGCAAUGAUGGUUAAACCAGGUGUAACUACUGAAGAAAUAGACCAUGCUGUCCAUUUAGCAUGCAUAGCAAGAAAUUGCUAUCCAUCUCCACUGAAUUAUUAUAAUUUUCCCAAGUCAUGUUGUACUUCAGUGAAUGAAGUGAUCUGCCAUGGAAUUCCAGACAGGAGACCCUUGCAAGAUGGUGAUAUUGUUAAUGUGGAUAUCACUAUCUAUCGAAAUGGUUAUCAUGGGGACCUGAAUGAGACAUUUUUUGUUGGAGAAGUGGAUGAAAGUGCAAGAAAGCUGGUCCAGACAACUUAUGAGUGUCUCAUGCAAGCAAUUGAUGCAGUGAAACCUGGAGUUCGGUACAGAGAGCUGGGAAACAUCAUUCAGAAGCAUGCCCAAGCAAAUGGUUUUUCAGUUGUUCGAAGCUACUGUGGACAUGGAAUCCAUAAGCUUUUCCAUACAGCCCCCAAUGUACCACAUUAUGCCAAAAAUAAAGCAGUUGGAGUGAUGAAGCCUGGUCAUGUAUUUACAAUUGAGCCCAUGAUCUGUGAAGGUGGAUGGCAAGAUGAAACCUGGCCAGAUGGCUGGACAGCAGUGACAAGAGACGGAAAACGAUCUGCUCAGUUUGAGCACACUUUGCUGGUCACGGACACUGGCUGUGAAAUCCUAACCCGGCCACUAGAUGGUGUGCGUCCUCACUUCAUGUCCCAGUUUUAAGUUCUGAAAUGACAUCUCUGAAUAAUACCUUUUGCCUGUACUAUGCAUUUUAUUGAGAGUACAGAAUAGAGGAGGGUAGUUUAUCAUUGUUUUGUUUUCAUUGUCUGUAGCUAAGAGAGGAAUACAACAUUGGGUGUGUGUACCUUCCAAGAACUUGUUGUGGGUCUGAAAAAGCAGUGAAGAAUAAAAAAAUUUUUUUUUCUCUA
Molecule: messenger RNA, 1418 nt
Organism: Gracilinanus agilis (Agile Gracile Mouse Opossum)
Lineage: Eukaryota; Metazoa; Chordata; Mammalia; Didelphimorphia; Didelphidae
Gene: METAP1
Product: methionyl aminopeptidase 1
Exons: 11
Coding region: 52-1212 (386 amino acids)
Biological process (GO): proteolysis
Molecular function (GO): metalloaminopeptidase activity
Source: RefSeq, a predicted model, not a curated record